AUGUCGAUUGCCAACUUACCAAAAGGAGGAGUCAAUAGGGGAAUCAUUAUACCUUUGUUCAUUCCAUGCCCCAGUUAGUGUGUAUGUCAAUCCUCAGAACCAAUAGUUUGGUAUUGUUUAUGUGGAAGUGCUAUGUAUCUUAGUGAAUAUGGUGAUAUCUUUUGUUAAAAUCAUUUAAAGUAUUGUUCAGGAAACUUUAUUAAGAAUAAAUUUUUCUAAUGUGAUAAGGCAAAACAAUCUAACACUAGGUAUUAAUUCAAAUCGAUUUCCUAAAUUUUGUUAUCACUAUCUCAGUGCUUGUCGGUCUUAGAAGAUACCAUCGAUCAUUAAUAACAAAGAUUUUGUUAGAGUUUCUUAGAAAACGUAUGUAAAAGAUGGCAUUCUUGAUUCCUUUGAAAUUAUAUAGUUUGUUAUCAAAUAAUUAAAAAUAC
Messenger RNA from Paramecium octaurelia, 431 nucleotides. The record is from the annotation of a GenBank genome assembly. NCBI's taxonomy places the organism in Eukaryota, Ciliophora, Oligohymenophorea, Peniculida, Parameciidae.